Molecule: messenger RNA, 1104 nt
Organism: Rotaria sp. Silwood1
Lineage: Eukaryota; Metazoa; Rotifera; Eurotatoria; Philodinida; Philodinidae
Source: the annotation of a GenBank genome assembly
AUGGAACAUACAUUUUUACUUGGAAUAUUUGUCACAAUUAUUGGUUUAGUAUUUCUUGGAACAAUUAUACUUAAUCUUCUAGCAAUUGUUUAUAUUUUAUCAACACAAGAUAAAACAACCAUUGCUAUGCUAGUUGUUAAUUUAGCUAUAGCUGAUAUUAUUCAUGCGAUGGGUAUUAUUUUUUUCAGUAGUAAUUUAUUUACACGUAGUUGGAUAUUCGGUGAAUUUGGAUGUAAAUUUAGUUUAGCUAUUGAUGUACUUUGUACGGUGGUCAUUGUUUAUACAGUUGCAGCUUUAAGUAUCGAACGUUAUAUUGAUGCACGUUCAAUUUUACCAGCAAAAUUUCGUACAUUAAUUACAUUUGGAUUAUUAGUUCUUAUAUGGACACUUGGUCUUUUAUUACCAUAUCCAUUUAUUUUUUAUACUUAUCUUGCUGAAAGUACAAAUACUAUUAAUAUUAAUAAUAAAAAUUCAACAAUAACAACAACAAUAUAUUCAUGUCAAUCAUAUUUAACAGAAAAUGAAUUACUUGUUCAUGAAAUAAUUCUCUAUGUUACUGCUUUUAUAAUACCAUAUUCAAUAAUUGUUUUAUUUUCAUUAAAAUUACUUAAAUUUUUACGUGUUUGGGUAAAACGUAAAGAAAAAUUAACAAAUGCAAGUAUAACAAGAAGACGAACUCGUGGUGUUAAACUUGUAUUAUGUAUUGUUUUAUCAUUUCUUAUAUGUUUUACACCAUUUUGGAUAUUUAAAUUUUAUACACGUUUUAUUGUUGAUGAAAAUGUACGACGACCAUUAUUACAACGUAUUUUAUCUUAUGUACAUUUACUUGUUGUUUUAAUAAAUCAUUUUGAAGGCAUACUUAAUCCAUUAUUUUUUAUUGUAUUAACUGAACGUUUUUGUUUAACAUUUUCAAAACAUCGACAACGACAUACAAGAUUAUUAGGUACAAGAUCAUCUGUUAUUUUAUUGAAUGGAGGUAAAAAAUCAGCAAAAUUCUCAUUAACAUCAACAACACCAGUAAGAAAUACAGAAAUUAAUGGUAUUUUACUGUUAAAUAAUGAUCAAUUACAAAAUAAUAAACAAAUAUCACCAGUUAUUCCAUGA